Messenger RNA from Apodemus sylvaticus (European woodmouse), 690 nucleotides. RefSeq names its product cancer/testis antigen 55-like. The transcript is spliced from 5 exons. Bases 1 to 690 code for a protein of 229 amino acids. Lineage: Eukaryota; Metazoa; Chordata; Mammalia; Rodentia; Muridae. The record is from RefSeq and is a predicted model, not a curated record.
AUGUCACAAAUAGCCAAGAAGGACCAGCUGCCAACCUGGGUGGCCGUUGAUCAUAACUCCAAGUUUAAGUCUAUCAGAGGAAUUGUGACUUAUCUCUGCACAGAUUAUGGCUGGAUUAAUGAGACCAUCUUCUUCAGUGUUGAUGUGGUGUGUGGAAAUGCUCCACUGGAUGUUGGGAUGGAUGUCCUUGCUUUUGUGGAAGAAGAUGAAACAAACCGAGCUUUGAAAACCAUCAAGGUGAAACCCAUAUCUGAUCCUAUUUAUGGUAUUGAGCCAUCGGAAGUUGACAAAAGACUUUGCAUUAAGUGCAUCACUGCUGCUACACGGGACAACAUUUAUAUCAGCAAGGAAACUUUCUUCCCUAUACAACUUCUUUCUGGAGCUUUCAGGCCUUUCAGAGGAGACUUACUGCUCAUUGAGUAUUCCAUAAACUGGGGCACUUCAAACAUCAAAAUUCAUUCUGCGAGCCCUCUAAACUCUCAGUAUAUGGACGAGGUUUGUGUUACUAGUAUUGAUGGAAGAAAUGGCGUGGUGGAUGACAUCGUCUUUUUCACCCUGGAUUAUCUCCAUACACCUCCUGGUUAUACACCAAGGUUAUAUGAUAUUGUCAAUGUGAUUGUUGUGGAUAGCAUCCAACCGUAUUGUUCUUGCAGAGCUGUGUCAAUGACCCCAGUGGAAAUGGUGUAUUAG